Messenger RNA from Candidozyma duobushaemuli, 2802 nucleotides. It is a transcript of the gene STV1, whose product is annotated as Stv1p. The transcript has a single exon. Gene Ontology annotation, biological process: proton transmembrane transport; vacuolar acidification. The coding region runs from base 1 to 2802 and encodes 933 amino acids. The record is from RefSeq and is a predicted model, not a curated record. Gene Ontology annotation, molecular function: proton-transporting ATPase activity, rotational mechanism; ATPase binding. Gene Ontology annotation, cellular component: fungal-type vacuole membrane; vacuolar proton-transporting V-type ATPase, V0 domain; vacuolar proton-transporting V-type ATPase complex. Lineage: Eukaryota; Fungi; Ascomycota; Pichiomycetes; Serinales; Metschnikowiaceae.
AUGACUCUCGUGCAAUUUUACGUGACGAUGGAGUUGGCCCGUGAUUUGGUCUUCACGCUAGGAAACUUGGGUCAAGUCCAUUUCAGAGACCUCAAUGCCAAGCUAACAGCUUUUCAGCGUACAUUUAUCACCGAGCUAAGGAAUAUAGAUGUGGUGGAAUUGAACUUGACAUUUUUGUUCAGCAUGAUGGCCAAGUACUCAACGUUCAAAGGUGAUCCGUUCGCCAAUCUUGUGGCUGACGAAAAUCCCUUGCCUACAGCAUCCGAAAUGGAGGAGAUCAAGGAGCGCGUGGCUGCUUUUCAUGACAAGAUCAAGCACCUCGACGACUCACACUCGGCUUUGGAGCUUAAGAAAUACAAAUACUUGGAGAAUCGCCAUGUUAUAAAUUCCGUCCACAACUUCCACAAAUCCUCAUUGGUGCCAUCGAAUCAGGAUGCCGAUGAUGAAUUCCGUCAGUUCGAGAUCGAGGACGACGACGAAGAGGCAUUGCUCAAUGAAGGAAGAAACUCUGAUUCCUUUGAGAUAGACCGCAAUUCCAUUCACGAAACUAGUACGAACUUAGAUGGCAACAGUUUAUUCAAUUCAAUUUGUGGUGUUGUUGCAAGAGAUAAGAUCCCAAUAUUGAGAAAGAUCUUAUGGAGAACGUUAAGAGGUAACUUGUACUUCAACGACAUUCCAAUCGACGAAUUGCUUCCAGAAUCACUAGAAAGACAAUCCGAGCUCGUACACAAGAGUGUCUUUAUAAUCUACAUCCACGGUGAAUACUUGAGAGAGCGUGUGCGCAGAAUCAUCAACUCUUUAGAUGGUCACAUUUAUGACAACACCGGAGGUGGUGCCGGCGGAAGACUUGCAACAUUGAAUGAACUUAAUGGCAAGAUUGAAGAUUUGAAUAAUGUUGUCGAGUCUACAAGAAGUCACUUGAUCACAGAGCUUCUUGUCUUUCAAGAGAAAUACCCAGACUGGUACUAUGUCGUAAAAAGAGAGCGUUCAAUCUUUGAGGAACUUAAUAAAUUCGAUGAAGAUAGCACCAGGCGGUGUUUAGUGGGUGAGGGCUGGAUUCCUCGCUCUGAAGUGGAGAAUAUUCGUCGAGCACUAAAAAACUUAGUGCGUGCUAAGACAGCCUCCGCCAACAAUCCUUUAGUGCUGAACUCAGAAAUCUCGCUCUCCAACGAUACUUUAAAUAAUCAGGGAGCUAGCGCACCUCCAUUGUUUGCUGUUGGUAAUGAAGACCAACAUGGUAAUGAGGAAGAUAGUGAUGAUGACAAUGACAACGAUGACCAGGACUUCAACUUUGUUGCAGUACUCAAUGAACUUGCAACAACAAGAACACCACCAACAUACCAUAAGACGAACAAGUUCACACUGGGAUUCCAGUCAAUUGUCGAUACGUACGGAAUAUCCUCGUAUCAAGAGGUGAACCCAGGUUUGGCCACAAUUGUCACUUUCCCUUUCAUGUUUGCUAUUAUGUUUGGUGAUCUAGGUCAUGGUUUCAUCGUCCUUUUGAUUUCCUUGUAUUUCGUGAAGAACGAAAGGCAUUUCGACUCUAUGAGAAAGAUGGACGAGAUCUUGGGAAUGGCUUAUAGCGGCAGAUACAUCAUGCUUCUUAUGGGUUUCUUCUCCAUAUUCACAGGGUUGUUGUACAAUGACAUAUUCUCAAAGUCGAUGACUAUCUUCAACUCGACUUGGAAGUGGGAGUUCCCCGAGGAUUUCGAGCCAUCAUUGAACAGCAGUGUACCAUUGGUUGCCACCAGAAAGGGUUCGAGUGUCUAUCCGAUCGGUCUUGAUUGGGCAUGGCACGGCGCUGAGAAUGGCUUGCUUUUCACCAACUCUUACAAGAUGAAGAUGUCGGUUCUCAUGGGUUAUAUCCACAUGACGUACUCUUACUUUUUCAGCUUGGUCAACUACCGUUUUUUUAAUUCACGUGUUGACAUUAUCGGCAACUUUAUUCCCGGCCUUAUCUUCAUGCAAAGUAUCUUCGGUUACUUAUCGUUGACGAUUGUUUACAAGUGGUGUGUUGAUUGGUUUGGCACAAAUCGUCAGCCUCCAGGGUUGUUGAACAUGCUCAUCAACAUGUUCCUCGCUCCUGGAAGUAUUGAGGAUCCUUUGUACAAGGGCCAAGCUGUGGUUCAGGUGAUAUUGGUUCUUCUUGCGUUGUGUUGUGUCCCAUGGUUGUUAGUCUACAAACCAAUGAUUCUCAGAAGAGAGAACCUCAAGGCUAAAGAUGCUGGUUACAGCGAUAUUCAUUCCCAGAGACAUCAUGCUCUACAACUUCAAGAGGAGGAGGAAGCUUUGGUUCCUAAUGGCGAAGUCAAUUCCGAAACUGUCGGCUUGCAUCCAGACGACGAGGUCGAUUUGUUAAACGAAGCAUUCCAUUUCCCUAACGAUAUUGAACCUAUGGUCGGAAAUUCGGGCCAUGGUGGGGAGGGCGAAGAGUUCAACUUCAUGGAUAUUGUCAUUCAUCAAGUGAUCCACACUAUUGAAUUCUGUCUUAAUUGCGUUUCUCACACAGCGUCCUACUUGAGAUUGUGGGCUUUGUCAUUGGCUCACGCUCAGUUAUCUAGUGUUUUGUGGACAAUGACCAUUCAAAACGCUUUUGGUGCAACGGGAACUGCUGGUAUCAUCAUGACGUUCUUUUUGUUCGCUAUGUGGUUUACAUUGACGUUAUGUAUUUUAGUCAUGAUGGAAGGCACUUCUGCAAUGUUGCAUUCUUUGCGUUUGCACUGGGUUGAGGCGAUGUCGAAAUUUUUCGAGGGCGAAGGCUACUUGUUUGAACCUUAUUCGUUUAAAAAUAUAGAGCUUUGA